AUGGAUAAGAGCGAUCUGGUACAGAAUGCCAAGCUUGCUGAGCAGGCUGAGCGCUAUGAUGAUAUGGCUGCAGCCAUGAAGAGCGUGACGGAGCAAAGUACGGAGCUGUCAAACGAGGAGCGUAACCUUCUCUCUGUUGCCUAUAAGAAUGUGGUCGGGGCGCGCCGCUCAUCCUGGCGCGUCAUCUCCAGCAUUGAGCAGAAGAUCGAAGGCAAUGACAAGAAGAAGCAGAUGGCACGCGAAUAUCGGGAGAAGAUCGAAUCGGAGCUGCAGGAAAUCUGCCACGAUGUGCUUGGGCUACUGGACAAGUACCUCAUUGUGAAUGCUGGUAGUUCUGAAGGCAAAGUGUUCUAUCUGAAAAUGAAAGGUGACUAUUAUAGAUACCUGUCUGAGGUUGCAUCUGGGGACGCUAAGAAAGAUACAGUGGACAAUUCCCAGCAAGCUUACCAGCAAGCUUUCGACAUUAGCAAGGGAGAUAUGCAGCCAACCCACCCCAUUAGGCUUGGCCUUGCCCUCAACUUCUCUGUCUUCUAUUAUGAGAUCCAGAACAACCCAGAAAAGGCCUGCAGUCUGGCAAAGACGGCCUUUGAUGAAGCCAUUGCUGAGCUUGACACCUUGAACGAGGAUUCGUACAAAGACAGCACCCUGAUCAUGCAGCUACUAAGGGACAAUUUGACUCUGUGGACAUCAGAAAACCAGGGAGAUGAAGGGGAGACCGGAGAAGGGGAAAACUAAUGGAAUUGCACUGUUAAUCCACCUACACUCUUAUCUUAAAACACAGACAGCUUAUAUACACACCC
This is a messenger RNA of Nerophis lumbriciformis (worm pipefish), 800 nucleotides long. Lineage: Eukaryota; Metazoa; Chordata; Actinopteri; Syngnathiformes; Syngnathidae. The record is from RefSeq and is a predicted model, not a curated record.